AUCUAUCUAUCUAUCUGAGAAUUUGUGAGGUAAUCAGUAUAUAUUUGUAUACAAAAAAGAGUUUGCUCCCAAAUUCUUUGAAAACAAAGAAGAUGGGACUGAAAGUGUAUGCGGAUCGAAUGUCCCAGCCAUCUCGUGCCGUUGUUAUCUUCUGCAAGAUUAAUGGGAUAGAUUUUGAGGAAAUCCGAAUAGAUAUUUUCAAAAAGCAGCAAUUCUCCCCUGAAUAUAAAGCAAUAAAUCCUAUGUCUUUAGUUCCAGCAAUAACUGAUGGACGCUUUAAGCUCUUUGAGAGUCAUGCUAUUCUUAUUUACAUAUGUUGUGCUUUUCCGGGAGUGGCUAGUCACUGGUACCCUGGUGAUUUAGCUAAAAGAGCUAAGAUCCACUCUGUUUUAGACUGGCAUCAUUCCAAUUUACGUCGUGGUUCAGUUGGACUUGUUUUCAAUAGUAUCCUGGCACCGGUAAAUGGCUUUCCCUCAAACCCUCGAGCAGCCAAAGAAGGUGAGAAGAUACUCUUGAAAUCGUUGUCCAAAUUAGAAACUUUUUGGCUGAAAGAUGGACGGUUUUUGGUUGGAAGUUCCCAACCAUCAAUAGCAGAUCUCAGUUUAGUAUGUGAAAUUAUGCAACUUGAGUUUCUGAGUGAGAAAGACCGUAAUCGGAUACUAAGCCCUUACAAGAAAGUUCUUCAGUGGAUCGACGAUACAAAGACUGCAACUGCACCUCAUUUUGAUGAAGUUCAUGGUAUUCUCUUUAAAGCCCAGAAAGUAAUUCGAGAGAGGAUGAAAGCAGAAUCUGGGAAAAGCGAAUUGAAGUCAAAGCUUUGAGGUCACACAUCAACUUGAUUUAGUGUAUGUAAGACUAAGUUGGUAUUAUUGCUGUAUGAUCUCUCUUAACUUGGUACAAAUCAAUAAACCAUUUCAAGAUUAUGUAAUCA
Molecule: messenger RNA, 931 nt
Organism: Erigeron canadensis
Lineage: Eukaryota; Viridiplantae; Streptophyta; Magnoliopsida; Asterales; Asteraceae
Product: glutathione S-transferase T1-like
Exons: 7
Coding region: 93-821 (242 amino acids)
Source: RefSeq, a predicted model, not a curated record